Molecule: messenger RNA, 1575 nt
Organism: Ruditapes philippinarum (Manila clam)
Lineage: Eukaryota; Metazoa; Mollusca; Bivalvia; Venerida; Veneridae
Exons: 2
Coding region: 16-1374 (452 amino acids)
Source: RefSeq, a predicted model, not a curated record
UUUUUUCUUACAGAUAUGGUCAAGCAUUACAUCUGCACAAUUUGCAAUAGAAAAGCAAAUCGUCGAGACAGAAGACCUGUACCGGCAAAUAUUCAGAAAUAUUUAAAGAAAAAUCUGUCAAUUACUUGCACACCCGAUAGUGUUGUGUGUUCUGGAUGCAGAAUCAAAUUUUAUAGAAAACUUAAAAAACCAAAAGAAUCAGGUCCCGUACCGGUUGAUGAGAGGGGUGAUGCUGGCGAUGCACUCGUUCCGCCGUCCACAAACGAACGAUUCACUAGUCCUCCAUCGGUAAUGCUGAAAAUCUCUUCCACAAGCAGAAGCCACAGCCGCUGUUUCGUGUGCAAAAGGCCUGGACCAAAGUUGGUGUGCCUUCCAGCAGAAGGGCGCUUUACAGUCUUCCUUGACCACAACAUACUAGUACCAGCAGACGCAAGGUGUUGUCCAGUCCAUAUUUCUGAUGGGACUCUGACUCAAGACUCUUUUUCAAACAUACAAACGCUGACAAGUACCUCUUUGCUUAAUCGAUCUUCAAUAUGUAAUAUACUUCAAAAAAUGAGAAACGCUUGCCUAAAUCAGAAUACAUCACUUAAUUUUGAUGCAUUAGACGAACGUGAUUAUCCAUCUCUUACUGGGCUUACCAAACCACAGUUUGAUGAUUUUUGCAGUCAUUUGCUUCAACACAUUAAAACAACGCCUAAAAGGUCUCCAAGAACAACCGUUGGACUUUUUCUUGUUAAGCUUUACUCUGGAAUGUCCAAUAAACUCCUGUCUACAAUAUUUGGCUUAAGCAAGUCAAGCGUUCGCCGCGCAAUUGAGACCGUUCGUCUAAUAUCAAUGAGAACAUUUGUUCCGCUAUAUCUUGGCAUUGAAACUGUCCCAAGGUCAACCCUCAUUCAGAACCACACACGCCAACUUGCAAAGACACUUUUCAACGCUGAUGACAACCAACUGAUCCUUGUUCUUGACGGAACAUAUAUUUAUAUCAAUAAGUCAAAUAACUUCAAGUUCCAGAGGCGUUCAUUUAGCAUGCACAAAGGCCGCCCAUUGGUUAAACCUAUGGUUGUUGUUACAACAACGGGUCACUUUGUAACUAUAGUUGGCCCUUACCUUGCAGAUGGCAAAAACAACGAUGCGGCUAUACUGACCCAUAUGCUACGUGCCAAUAUUCAAAACUUCCGGGAGUUUUUACAGGAAGGAGAUAUUCUAGUAGUUGAUCGUGGCUUCCGGGAUUCGCUGACUCUCCUCACUGAUCUUGGAAUCAAUGCUGAAAUGCCUGCCUUGAUCAGCAAAGGACAAAAGCAGCUAUCGACGAAGGAAGCUAACUCCAGUCGGCUAGUUACAAAAGUAUGUUUAAAGGCACAUCGUGCAUCAUAAAUACAUAUUUUUGUCAUUCUUUAUAAAUGUCAGACAAGUUAUAAUAAUGCUUUAAUAAUGAAUUUAGAGUAUGUUUCAAUUAGAUAAUUUACAACUUAAGAAAAUAGCGCUGAAUGUGUUGUAAUAUAUCGUAAAGUAGCAUAAUAUAUACAAAGUAGUAUUUUGACUUCCGUACAAAAACUUAUCCACUAUGUAAUUAAA